This is a messenger RNA of Klebsormidium nitens, 2871 nucleotides long. The record is from the annotation of a GenBank genome assembly. Lineage: Eukaryota; Viridiplantae; Streptophyta; Klebsormidiophyceae; Klebsormidiales; Klebsormidiaceae.
AUGGAGGAUGAGCUAAAGGCGUUCGUUUUGCUUUCCGGAGGUCCUGCUUGCCUCAAGGAUAAGACACUAAUUCACCUCCUGGAAGGCAAUCAGAUCUGGUGCACAGUGACUGGUCACCUGCAAGGAGCCAACGAUGACUCAGAAGCAGUUUUUGUUGCAGACUCCCAAGGCCAUCAGUUCCCUCACCCUGUGACCCUACAGAACCUGAGAAUUGGCUAUGGGACACGCCAUGUCGGAGACCCCCUUAUCUUUGCGAUGAUGCAAAGAAAGAUCGACGUCACCGCGUUUAUCCAGCAAGUUCAGCAGCCAGAAGUCCCUCCGCCACAUGCCUAUCCUUCUGCGCCUUCCACUAGGACAUCCACUCCUUUUGCUGGCCUUGACCCAAACCAGACCCAAUGGCAAGCAGAAGAUUGGAGCAGAAAGAUGAGAAGUGAGGCGGAGAAACCUGCUGAAGGUCUUUUCGACAACAAUCUGUUCAGGGAGGCAAUCCGGAAGUUUGCAGAGAAAGGCCCAUUGACGGACUACAUGAGAUUGGUCCUGCAAGACUUUGCCGAGGAAGACCGAUCCUGGAAGUCUAAAGCAAGAGGUUACUUGGAGAUCUACGAAGAAUCCGAUCCUAAGGUGGCCAAAGAGAUGGCUGCUGUCCUCUUCCUUGCAAACCGGAUUCAUUUUGUAUCAGUGAGCUGCGAGUAUAUGGCCCAUCAGUUUGCUGCUGAGUCCAGAUCUAUCAUCAGGAAGUAUGGAAAGAGUGAGACCUGGACUUUGGACAUGAUCAACGAAAUGGAGUGUGCUAUAAGAGAGAAAUACUUCCAUUUCAAGUCGCUAGCUGAGAAGGAGGUUGCGAAGAAUGGAGCUAUCCCUGGAAGAAUAACCACAAAAGAACCUUCAACGGAAGAAAUGGAAGAGAGAAUGCCCCUGAAGAAGAGCAUCAAGAUGGCCAAGCUCGCAGAGGAAGAAGAAAGGCCCACAGUCUUUGAUGACGAACGAGAGAGCUUCGCCAAGUCAAAGGCUUCAGAAUUACCCCCCGAAAAGAUGAACGAAAGAAAAGGCGCUGAUGCCCGGCUUUGCGAGAACGAAGAAGCAGAAGAUCUCCUUUCUCUUCCGGAUUAUGAUGCCGACGAGAUUGAGAUAGAUCUCCGAUCUGAUCCGCUGGAAGACGCUGCUGAGUCUUCAGAGCUUCAGCGUAGCUCGCUAGCUCAACUUUGCACUGAAGAGAAUGUGAGCAACCUCCAAAUGCGGGAGCCUCUGGCCCCUGAUCCUACCUUCCUCAGAUCAGGAGUAGAGCAGGUCCUAGCAGAGUUGCAAGUUAUGGCUAAUGGCUCAGCGGUCAUUGACGAGCUAGCAGACGUUGAUUGGAUCCAAAACGUCAACUCCCACGUUCUCGACUCGGAAGAGUUUGUCGCCGGCUCCUUCAAUAGCCAUGCUGCGGCUUGGGAGAAGCUCACAGAGAGUUCUUCUAGAGCCUCAACGAAGACGGUCAUAGGCAUUAUCAAGAACGGCCUAAAACCGUCUUUUGUAGGGACUCAAGACGCUUCAGAUCAAAAGCGAAAGCGGGUGGUAGGAAUGCUCAGAAGAGUGGUGCGGAAGGAAGAGAUCUCGAAGCUCCUUUCAGGUCGGUUGCCGCACCAGAUCGAGUUUCCCAACCACAAGUCUGCAGAAGAUAACGCAGAAUUCGUCUGGGACCAGGUUCGCAACAACAUAGUCUCUGGAGCAGUCGAGCCCUACGCAAAAGGCAAGAAGCCUAAGGUCGUCAAUCCAGUCGGAGUCGUCUUCAACCCGAAAGGCAGGCUCAUCCUCGACGCUCAGUACCCCAACCUAGAGCAAUCCGUUCCAGUCUCAGGUUACAUCGACGACGGCUUCUCUGCCGACGAGGAGAAGGCGAAAUGCAGAUGGAUCUUGGUGCGAAUCCUUCGCCUCUUCUCGCACUUAGGAGCUCACUUCAGCCUGCCCAAGUGCCAGUUAGAGCCUCUCCAGAUAGCUGCGUGGCUGGGGUUCGUGGUCGAUUCGGUUGGCGAAACUUUCUCCAUCUCGGAGAAGAAGCUCGCCAAGAUCGAAGCAGCCUUGCUGAGCGUUAUUCAGUCUGACGUUAUCUCGGCGAGAGAUCUAGCCGAGAUGGCAGGGAAACUCGUUUCCGUAGCCCCCGCUGUCCUGCCGGCCUUGCUUUUCGUCAGGCCCUUGUUCGCAGCCAUGAAGGGCAAGGAAUCGUGGGAUGUGGCCUUCGAAAGCCCCGACGCAGUCAAGGAGACGGCGCGGCUGUUCUUGAUGAAACUUCGCGAGUGGAACGGCCGUAGAUGGUACUCGUACCCAGUAGGCCUCAGUUCCUCGUCAGACGCCUCAGAUGUAGGGUUCGGAGGCUUUGUAAGGAUGCCAGGCAAAGAACUGCUCGAAGUAGCAGGCACGUUUACUGCUGAAGAAGCUCAGCUCUCGAGCACUGCAAGGGAGCUUCUGGGUAUUCUUGCGACGCUCCAGACAGCCGUCCAAGAAUCGUCCGAUCGCCUGAGGUUCUCCACUUGCCUGAUCACGACCGACAACCUGGGGGCCUCGCAUGCGCUCAACAAGCUCAAGAGCUCAAGCCCUGAUGUGAACGCGGUCCUGCAAAAAUUCUUUGCGCUUUGCUGCGACCAGAAGAUCGACAUCAGAGCGGCUUGGAAACCACGAGAGGAGUUGGAAGCAGAAGAUCUUCUCAGCAGGCAGCCCGACGCCUCCGACUGGGGGAUCAGUCAAGCCGAGCUGUCAAAGAUCCUGCGGUUCUUCCAAGUUCAGAUCUCCGUGGACCUGUUUGCUUCCGACACGUGGCACACGGUAGCCAACUUCGUCUCGCUCAGAUACUCUCCAGGCUGCCUAGCAGCGAAUGCCCUGUUGCAAGACUGA